Molecule: messenger RNA, 1715 nt
Organism: Elaeis guineensis (African oil palm)
Lineage: Eukaryota; Viridiplantae; Streptophyta; Magnoliopsida; Arecales; Arecaceae
Source: RefSeq, a predicted model, not a curated record
GAUACAAUCAUUUUGCACGCCGGACCAACAUUCCCUUACCUCCCCAACAUUUUCCCUGUCACCGCGACCAAAAUCCUGUGCUACUAUCACCCCCAGAGCCCCCCCACCCUCUCCCCAGGCCAAUCUCUCUCUCUCUUUCACUCAUGGCCGCGGCGGAGAGCCUCCUCAAAUCUGGCGAGGUCUCCGCCAUGAUCCGCCACGGCUUCAUCACUUUCCCCAACUCCUCCCCCUCCGCCGCAGCCACCGCCGCUCGGCUCUCCCCUAAAUUUACCACCCUCUCCUCCUCUCCUUCCUCCGCUGCCGCCACUUACCCUUCCCCUCCUCCACCUACCUUUCCCUCACCCAAGCCGUCCACCCUCUUCGAGAUGAUCUCCCAGGAGAACCUCUCCCGCCGUGGGCCACCGCUGCUGCCCUCCUCUGACGACCAGAAACGCCGCCGGCUGGAGGAGAGGAUCUCCGAGAUUCUCUCCACGGAGGGCCCGAGCUGGGGCCCCGGGGACGUGGAGCUCUCCGUGAGCUCCGGCGACGGUUUCCGGUUCUCCAUGGCUGUGCACCGCCAGGUGCUCGCCCGCCGGAGCCGGUUCUUCGCGGAGAAGUGCGGAAUCGGCGGGGCCCUCGGGUUCCCCCUGGUGGUGGAGAUCUGCGAAUGCGAUGACGUCGAGGUCUAUGUGAAGGUGGUGGGGAUGAUGUACUGCCGGGAUCUCAGACGGAGGCUCGCCGGAGAGGAGGUCGGCGACGUUCUUGGAUUGCUCAAGGUUUCGAUGGAUAUUAUGUUUGAUGCGGGCGUCAGAGCAUGCGUGGAUUAUUUGGAAGUCGUUCCUUGGUCUGAAAAUGAUGAGGAGAAGGUGAUUUCUGUUCUCAGCCAGUUUCAGCUCCCUGAGCCACUGAACAGGGUUCUGCAGAGAGUUUCAGUGGAACCAUCUACUUCUUCAGGUGCUGAUGCCAUCUUCUUCCGGGUUAUGGCUGGUGUCCUGCAAGCCAAGGACCAGAAAGCUCGGCGAGAAAUAAAAGCCUUAUUAUCUGGAUUGCUUAGGGAGGACAGAGAUCAGAGCAAGAACCAUAGCAACAAGAUCGAUAUCUCAAGGGAAAACCUUUACCACUUCUGCUGGAAAUGUCUCAACUCUCUUUAUCUGUGUUUGUCUGCGGCGGCAAAUGUUGAUGAAGGGCAACGGGACCGGAGGGCUAUAAUGGGCGAGGUAGCUCGAGAAGCUGACAACAUUCAAUGGCUUGUUGAGAUUCUGAUAAACAAGACUAUGUGCGAAGAGUUUGUUACUCUGUGGGCUGACCAGUCAGAGCUUGCUAAUUGUCACUCCAAGAUUCCAUGUAUGUAUAGAUAUGAGAUUAGUGGGAUCACUGCUCUGCUGUGCAUUGCAAUUGGCAAAGGGCAAAUCUUGGUAUCCAAGGAUGCAAGAAUUUCUCUGUUGCAGACUUGGUUGGAAGCUCUCUAUGAAGACUUUGGUUGGAUGAAGAGUGCUUGCUGGAUUUUUGAUAAAAAGAUGGUGGAGGAUGGGCUUUGUCAGAUUAUUCUAACGUUGCCAAUGGCACAGCAACAAACAAUCUUGUUGAGGUGGUUUGAUUACUUUCUGAAUAAAGGGGAUGAUUGUCCAAACAUACAGAGAGCGUUUGAGGUCUGGUGGAGGAGAACAUGUAGGCAGUAUGCAGGAAAUCAGGAUCGCUCAGGUUUGCAGAUUGUUGUGUGUGAUAAACCCACAUGA